GUCCAAAGAAAGAGACAUUGCGUAUGCGUGGAAAUAUGGGGGACCCGGAACUGGACUAUACGAUUGAGUUUCCAGAGCCGUCUCUGCAAGGCUGCCCAUGGGACCCAGAGCGAGAGCCAGUGGUUAUUUUGCUUGGAUGGGGAGGAUGUAAAGAUCAGUAUCUAGCUAAAUACAGCGCCAUCUAUCAUAACCAGGGUUGCACUGUUAUAAAAUAUACUGCAGCCUGGAAUGCAGUUUUCAUCUCAGAGUCUUUAGGCUUCAGCUCACUACGUGAAGAUGCAAAAAAGCUUCUGGAGUUGCUCUUUGACUAUGAAAUUGAAAAAAGUCCCAUUUUAUUCCAUGUUUUUAGUAAUGGUGGCUUCAUGUUAUACCGCUAUAUUGUGGAGCUGCUGCACUCUCACUGUCGCCUGAACAAACUGCAUGUAGUGGGAACCAUCUUUGAUAGUGCUCCUGGAAACCGCAACGUCAUAGGCUCAGUACGUGCUUUGGAUACUAUCCUUAGAACUUCCACUAAUAAUGCUAUCCGCUUUUUAGCUUUAGCAGCUUUUGCAAUCAUGGUGAUCAUACUAAGGAUUGUGCUAUACCCAGUGACAAAGUUCCUGCAUGAGAAUCACUAUGAUGCUAUGAAGAAGGACUCCUCGCGCUGGCCUCAGCUUUAUUUGUAUUCCCGGGCUGACCCUAUUAUCUCAUAUAUUGAUGUAGAGUCUAUGAUUGCGGCUCGAAGAAGAUGUUGCCUUCCCACUGAGGCUUUGGACUUUGGGAAGUCAGAACAUGUUAGUCAUUUCCGUAGGUUUCCACAUAGGUAUUCGGAAAUGUGCACGUCUUUCUUAAGGGACUGUGUGAGAAAAGCAGCCGUAUCCAUGCUGACGAGUGAGCACCCUGUUUCCUUUUAAAUGUCAGAACAAAUAGAGCAUUUGACCAGUGUGGAUUGUGACAAAUAAAUAGUGGCUUGUUUCUUUA
This is a messenger RNA of Xenopus laevis (African clawed frog), 960 nucleotides long. It is a transcript of the gene tmem53.L, whose product is annotated as transmembrane protein 53 L homeolog. The record is from RefSeq and is marked provisional. The transcript is spliced from 3 exons. Gene Ontology annotation, cellular component: nuclear outer membrane. NCBI's taxonomy places the organism in Eukaryota, Metazoa, Chordata, Amphibia, Anura, Pipidae. The coding region runs from base 36 to 893 and encodes 285 amino acids.